UAAUUGCAGGGGGUUUAUUGACCAACUAGGAGAGGUUCUUCCUGUCUUUGAAGAAACGCUGAAUGCAAACAGACGAGAGCUUGGCGGGCUUCCAGCGGAGGUGGAGGGUGUAAAGCAGUGAGCAGUAAGGUUUUUACGAUGGCCAUCACCUCAGCUUGGCAAAUAGUGAUUCUGAUGAGCACGGGGCUAUAAAGGGCAGCUCCUCUCUUGUCCCGGAGACUCACGAGAGGCCGUUAUUCCUUCUGAUCUCCGUUUGGCAGCUCUUUCAGGGGACACUUCCCAGAAGCGAGGAGGAUGGUGGCAGCGGCCAGGUGUGCCCUCCUGCUGCUGGGCUGCACGGCGAUCCUGCAGGUCACCGCAGGCACCAGGUUCCUGCUCAACUGCCCCGAGGGCUGGUCCUACUACAAGUCCAGCUGCUUCAGGUAUUUCCGCCAGCUCCGCACAUGGGACGAGGCAGAGGCACAGUGCCAGAGCAGCCACUCUGAAGCCCACCUGGUGUGGGUGGAGGAGCCCAAGGAGGCGGCCACCCUGCGCAGGGUCAUCUCCUACUACCAGCGCUCGCAGCCCGUCUGGUUGGGCCUCUACCACCAGCAGCAGAGCAAAAGCUGGCGGUGGACCAACGGGGACGAGUAUGAUGACUCCAGCAAGCUUCCAGGGAACGGUGCCCAAGGCGGGGACUGCGCCCUGCUGACCCAAACCAGCGGCUUUUCCGUGUGGUCCAGCGCUGACUGCAAGCGGCGGCACCACUUCAUCUGCAAGUUCACUCCCUCGCAGUGAGCGCCGACCCCGCGCUGGCUGCACUCCUCCCAUCCUACCUCUGUUCUUAUCUCCCCAUCUCUUAAAAAUAAACCUAU
Messenger RNA from Cygnus olor (mute swan), 854 nucleotides. RefSeq names its product regenerating family member 4 (gene REG4). Bases 295 to 777 code for a protein of 160 amino acids. The record is from RefSeq and is a predicted model, not a curated record. Lineage: Eukaryota; Metazoa; Chordata; Aves; Anseriformes; Anatidae. The transcript is spliced from 6 exons.